This is a messenger RNA of Cladocopium goreaui, 472 nucleotides long. NCBI's taxonomy places the organism in Eukaryota, Dinophyceae, Suessiales, Symbiodiniaceae. The record is from the annotation of a GenBank genome assembly.
AGGAACGUCUCUUAGCAAACCACACCACAGCUGCUCGCACUUUUUUGAGGCCAUGGCGGAACAACUUGAAGAGGAGACCAUGGCUCCUGAGCCCGAGAAGGAAGAGGAGGUGACCGAUAUGAACGGAGCUGUGCGAGGGGUCCUCAAGCGGGCCCUCCAGGUUGAUGGUGUCAUCCGCGGUCUGCAUGAGGUGGCCAAGCACAUCGAAGCUUGCAAGGCCCAGGUCGUGUUCCUGGCAGAGUCUUGCAACGAGGCCACCUACAAGAAGCUGAUCCAGGGCCUGUGCUUGGAAAAGAACGUGCCUGUUGUUGACGUGCCUGACAACAAGAGCUUGGGUGAAUGGGCAGGCCUUUGCAAGAUCGACAAGGACGGUCUUCCUAGGAAGGUAGUUGGCACAAGCUGCGUGGCAGUCGUGGACUUUGGUGAAGAGGGCGAGGCCUACAACUACCUCAUGAAGAACUUGAGCAAGUGA